CGUGGUGGUAUUGCGUGCAUACCGACCGGCUGCUCGGGCUGACCUAUGGCCGGCCCCCGAUGGUGGUAUGGUCAUCGGGCGUGCCGUUCCCGGACAUUGUAGACGACUCGGCAUUGUCCAUGGCGCCUUACUCGGCCGGAGAUCAGCCGCUCCCGGUUGUUCACACCUCGGAGCAGGUGUAUUUUAACGAGUCACUCAAGUUAUCGGAGAUCUUGAUGGACGUUCUCAAGCUGCUCCAUGAAAGACCGCGAUGCCCACAGCCAGGCACGCUCAGCAACCUCGAUGCACAGAUGUACAACAACUUGCUCGAAAUCGACGCUUCGUUAAACAUCUGGAAAUCGCAACUGCCGCAAAUAUUGCGCUACGACAUUGACGCCGACCUUUCCGGCAUGGGCAUCGACCAUCGAGCACCAUCCUAUUUACAUGCAAGAUAUCUACAGCUCCGCAUCCUCCUCUUCCGCCCAAUAAUGGUGGACCUUACGAAGGACGCACGGGUUUCGCGCACCCAGCACUCGGCCACAGGUGAUCAGCAACAGCAAGAGCAACAGCAGAUCACCAUGACCAAUUUCCAGCGCGCGGUGGCUAUUGAAUGUGCACGCACAUGUUCCUCGGCUGCCCAAGAGCUUGUGGUCCUGCUGCACAAGCGGUGCAUGGCUACAAGCGGUCGUUCACUUCACUGGUGGUAUUUCUUGUUACAUCUCUUCACCGCGAGCACAGUCAUCCUGGCCGUCCUAUGCUCGAGCUAUCUGCGUUCCAUCCAGCGCGAUAUGAUGGACGCGAUCCGCCGCUGCUGGAGCAUGGCGCUCGAAUGCAUGGUGCUUUGCGAGCAACGUGGCAAUUCGUUUGCCGGAAAAUGUCUGCGGAUCUUGCGGGCCGCAUACGACCAGAGCACGCGCGAGUCGUCGGAUGAUGAGAAUCCGGAUGCUGGCAGCGCGAUGAACGCCCACGGGAACACCGGGACCCCACGCGGAGGAGAGCCAGCAGCAUCAUUUCAACGCUUGAUGAUGAUGUCGCCUAGGCUACAGGCAAUGCAACAGGACCAUCAGCAUGAGAGUGAUUUGGCGGACGACUUGUUGGUAGAGGCGUGGUGGCCGGCAAAUGGUGACUGGCUCAGUAGUAUCUGGCAACCAGAAAACACAUAGUGAAGUGUACUCCGUUACCACUGAAACCCCUUUUGAUCUUGUUGGGCAGCAUGUCGAAGUAUUCAAGCAUCCGUGACAUGACUUUUGAGACAGGAUUC
Messenger RNA from Microdochium trichocladiopsis, 1240 nucleotides. RefSeq lists its product as uncharacterized. Gene Ontology annotation, molecular function: RNA polymerase II cis-regulatory region sequence-specific DNA binding; DNA-binding transcription factor activity, RNA polymerase II-specific. Gene Ontology annotation, cellular component: nucleus. The transcript is spliced from 5 exons. The record is from RefSeq and is a predicted model, not a curated record. Lineage: Eukaryota; Fungi; Ascomycota; Sordariomycetes; Xylariales; Microdochiaceae. Gene Ontology annotation, biological process: positive regulation of transcription from RNA polymerase II promoter by galactose. The coding region runs from base 60 to 1142 and encodes 360 amino acids.